AUGAAUUCUGAAGAAAUACCUGUUGUCUUCAAUUUGGAGUCUAUGAUAUUGUCCAGUUUAAAAGAACUGUACGAAAAACAACUUGCAUAUGAUGUUACCAUAACAGUUGGUGAAGGACCGAUAAGACAAGAAUUUAAAGCUCACAAAUGCAUCCUCUGCGUUCGAUCACCUUACUUUUACAAACAUUUUCUGGGAAAAAAAGAAUUUCCUCCAGAAGAUGGUUUGGCUUUAUAUUCUGAAGGUGAAUCUGGAACUAUCUUCAAGGAAAUGUCGCCUUCAGUCUUUACCAUUAUUCUCAAGUAUUUAUACACAGGAAUAUUACAAUUGGAUACACUGUCCGAGUCUAUGGAUGAGUAUUUGCAACUCAUAUCUGCAAUUGAUCUUCUAGAAUUACAAAAACCAAGUGAAAUUGUACAAGAUUUGAUACAUGCAAAAUUUAUAAAGGCAAUGGAAACCAAAGCAGUAACAAUCAAAUCAUUUUGUGAAAAACAUCCACGACUACAAGUACUCAACAACUUGGUUAAUGCAAUAUUUGAAGAAAAGCCCGAAUCUGUUUUUGAUUCUUCAGAUUUUACUUCAUUGGACAAAGAAAAUCUAAUUGAUAUUCUGAAACGACCUGACCUUAACCUUCCAGAGAUUGUAAUCUGGCAAAAAACUAUUAAGUGGGCUAUUGCUCAAGAUCCAGUACUCCCAGAAGACAUUAAGGAUUACCAAUCUUCUGAAAGAGAUGCUCUUAAAGACAGGCUUAAAGAUCUUUGGCCACUUAUCAAGUAUUUUCGAAUAUCAUCACGUGAUUUUCAUAAAGAAAUCCAUCCAUAUAGAUGUAUCUUCCGAGAGAAUUACUAUGAAGAUCUUCUAGAGCACUAUUUUGAUCCAGGGAGCUCUAAGAUACCAGUCCCACAACAGUAUGUUCCAUUUGAAUCUAAUUUACUUUUGCGGAAACACUGUAAGUCCAUUGAAGCAUGGAUUCAAGCAAGUGAAAGUCCAACCAAGAAAUCAUACCUUUUUAAACGGAUUUUUUGUGGAACCAUAGAUGGGUUGGACAAAUCCAUUUUUUCAGAGAAAUGUGUCAAUAAGGGAGCAACAGUAUUUGUAGUAGCAACCAAUGGUACAGGUAGGAUAUUGGGUGGUUAUAAUCCAUUUGGCUGGCAAAAAUCAAGCAAAUGGUUUGAGACCAAGGAUAGUUUUAUAUUUCUAAUGAGGAGCCUGGUUCUGAAAACAGUAGAUGGGGUUCCAUUAUUAACUUAUCAAACAGUUUUGAGUUCAGUGAAGAAUUCUAGUCGUGCUAUAUAUAAUCAAGUUGACAAUGAGGAAAAUUGUCAUUUUAGUUUUGGAGGUGAUUUGGAGGUUUAUAUUUCUUCAACAGGUCAUCAAUAUGUUUACAAGCAUGGAGCAUAUAGCCAGAGAUUAUUAGAUGAUUGUGUUUGUGAUAUAGAUGAGAUUGAAGUCUUUCAAGUGAUUGUCAGAGAAGGUUAA
Molecule: messenger RNA, 1476 nt
Organism: Paraglomus brasilianum
Lineage: Eukaryota; Fungi; Glomeromycota; Glomeromycetes; Paraglomerales; Paraglomeraceae
Source: the annotation of a GenBank genome assembly